GGGUCUUUUCCUCACAGCAUCGGCCCGGAGUCCCGGGGAGGGGCAGGGGCCUACCCACCGCCUGCCCCCGGGGCGGUGCCCCGGCCCCUCCGCCCCUCACCGGCUCCCCGUUCCCGCGGCAGCCGCUCGCACCGGAGCCGCGGCCUUGCCCCGCUCCGCCACCCCCGGUCCCCGCUUCGUGUCCCUGACCCCGGUCACCGGAGGGUCCCCCGUUCCCGCUGGCUCCCGCCGCCCCAAGAUGCCGUCCAACAAAUCCGUCUCGGACGCGCCCAUCGUCCAGUUCACCAACUGCCGCAUCCUGAGGGGCCACCAGCUCCAGAGGGAGGACCUGUGGGUGCGAGAGGGGAAGAUCCUCAACCCAGAGAAACUCUUCUUUGACGAGAAGGGCUCUGCUGACAUCCAGCUGGACUGCAAGGACAGCAUCAUCACCCCAGGCUUCAUCGAUGUCCAGAUCAAUGGAGGCUUUGGGGUGGACUUCUCCCUGGCUACAGAUGACUUCAAAUCAGGGAUUGACCUGGUCAGUCAGAAAAUCCUCUCCCAUGGAGUGACCUCCUUCUGUCCCACCCUGGUGACCUCUCCUCCAUCUGUGUACCACCAGGUUCUCCCUCAGAUCAGUAUAAGAAAUGGUGGAGCCCACGGAGCAGGUAUCCUGGGGGCCCAUCUGGAAGGACCGUUCAUCAGCAAGGAGAAGAAAGGGGCGCACCCGGAGCACUGCCUCCGCACCUUUGAAGCAGGUGCCUUCCAAGACCUGCUUGCCACCUAUGGGUCCCUGGACUGUGUCCGGAUAGUCACCCUGGCGCCAGAGAUGAAGAGGAGCAGUGAGGUGAUCCGGGAGCUCACCAAGCGGGGCAUCUGCGUCUCGCUCGGUCACUCGGUGGCUAAUCUCUCCCAGGCUGAGGAGGCUGUGCAGCACGGUGCUACCUUCAUCACUCACCUCUUCAAUGCCAUGUUGCCGUUCCACCAUCGUGACCCUGGGAUCGUGGGGCUGCUGACAAGUGACAAGAUCCCUGCUGGGCGCAGGGUCUUCUACGGCAUGAUUUCUGAUGGCAUCCACACCAACCCUGCCGCCCUGCGAAUCGCCCACCGAGCCCACCCCAAAGGCCUGGUGCUGGUGACGGAUGCGAUCGCUGGCAUGGGGCUGGCCCCAGGUCGGCACACGCUGGGUCAGCAGGUGGUGGAGAUCGAUGGGCUGAACACCUACAUUGCAGGCACAAAGACCCUGAGCGGUAGUGUGGCUACCAUGGACACGUGUGUGCGACACUUCCAAGAAGCCACAGGGUGCUCGGUAGAGACCGCGUUGGAGGCAGCGUCUCUGCAUCCCGCCCAGCUCCUGGGGAUUGAACACGAAAAGGGGACCCUAAAUUACGACUCUGAUGCAGAUUUCCUGAUGCUGAAUGACAGUCUUUAUGUGCAAGCCACGUACAUUGCAGGCGAGGAAGUCUGGAGACAGGAUGCGUUAGGCAUGUGACACUGGGCUGUCCUGGUGCCCUCCGAGGCUCCCUGGCACUGUGGUUAGCAGCUUUGGUAACCACCCCACUUCUCUCUUUUUUUUUUUUUUAAUUCCUUCCUGCAACUCCCUUAAAGGAGCCUCAUACCAAAGAGCUGUGUUUUCCAGCGCAACCACUGCUUCCAGUUACAGCCAUGCCUGCAACAAAUUUGUUGGUGCUCAGUUGGCGGAGUGGGGAAAGCAGGCAGAUCUGUGUUGGGGGGGAUUGUCAGUCCCUGGAGUGACCUGAAGGACUGCACGGCUGUCCUGCAUGGAGUCCCCAGACAGAGGUGCUCCUGUCGCCGUCUUACAGCAGUGUGAAGCUGUCCCAGCCUUUGCACUGUUUUAUACAGCACACACUAACCUGCCCCAUGCCCGAGGCAGGCUCAAGCCAUUUCCAUUCCUCUGCCUGCUGUUUGCCUCGCUCCCGGGCAGCCGUGGCUGGUUAGACGUCAGCUUCCACCAGCUCAGCUCGCAGCUCUUCACAUUAAAAGGUUCCUGUUGUGUCAGCAGAAGUUGAGGAUCACGUUCUGAUCCCCCGGCAGUCCCUCUGUCAUGUGUCCUCGGAGCAAGGCUGUCACAGCUCGCCGACUUGGUGCCAUUGUGGGGCUGUGAAUCCAUGUGGGCUGAAUCCUCAGGGCAGAGAUCAAACCCAGGAAAAACGAGGCAUUGCUGGUCCUUUGUGCCUUUUCCCUGCAUGGGCAUUGAGUCCACAGCACGUGGUUUCGGCUGGAGACAUGGACAGCAUCCUGCACAGAAAGCAAUGUUCCUCUUAACCCUUUGUUCUGUCUAGAUGGGUUCCGCAGGCUCUGUGCCCAGCCAUACCUAGUAGAGCCUGUGCAUCGUCUGAUGGAUUUGUGCAUUCCUCAGGCCACAGACGGGAAGCUUUUGCUUUAGGGGAUGCAUCCAGACUGGUGGUGACAGGUUCAUGAGCCCUCGGUCCGGCUCAGGGCUUGAGGGAGAGGAGAACUGCAGUGGGAUUCUGGCCUUUCAAGACAGUUGCUGAUAGCUCAUUAUUCCCGUGCUCAUUAUUAUCUUCUCCAGUACUUGACUGUCAGCUCUUUUCCUGACACUUGGACACUUCUAUGUGAAGACUGAUGCUGAUUUCGAACCCACCGCAGUCAGAAAAGCCUUGCGAUAAGUCUUAGACAACCUCUGAGAAGCCUCAAACCAAUUAGAUGGUUUUUGUAGUGAGGGGAGGGCUCAGAUAAGGGCUAAGUCUUAGGAGGGUGGAGGUUGUAAGGGAAGACAAAAGUCUGGUUGGGAUUGGCAGAAGUGUGCCAAUUUUUCCAGUACCUUUUUAUAACCUUUAACAGCAACAUUUGGAAGUGCUUUCCUAGCACUUUAGAGCCCUGCUGGAAUAACUGGCAGCCUUGGAGAAUUUCUAACAUCAACUGCCAACGUCAGCAGAAACUAUAACCUCCACGAUUUGAAGCAUCUGAAAGAGACAUCAAAUACUGUGCUAUGGAAUGUGAAGUGCCACCGCAGUACAAAUCUCAGCGGGGGCACUUUUGACUGCUAUUGAAAAAAAUCCAAGGGAAAAAAAAAGCAUAUGAAACAAGGUGUCUAACUUUUUUUUAUUUACAAAAUUAAAUAAUCAAAAGGAAAUCUAAAAUAGAAAUGGAAUUAAG
This is a messenger RNA of Gymnogyps californianus (California condor), 3117 nucleotides long. RefSeq names its product amidohydrolase domain containing 2 (gene AMDHD2). The coding region runs from base 239 to 1468 and encodes 409 amino acids. The record is from RefSeq and is a predicted model, not a curated record. Gene Ontology annotation, biological process: N-acetylglucosamine catabolic process. Gene Ontology annotation, molecular function: N-acetylglucosamine-6-phosphate deacetylase activity. The transcript is spliced from 11 exons. Lineage: Eukaryota; Metazoa; Chordata; Aves; Accipitriformes; Cathartidae.